AUGACCUUGUCCAGAGGGCAAAAACUCAGACCUUCUCAUCCGCUCACUCGAUUGACAGCGUAUCUUGAUCACCAGGGAGUUCUUCGCGUUGGCGGACGUCUUAAGUUUGCUCAGCUCGACAAUGAUAGCAAACAUCAAGCUAUCAGUCCGAAGGGGUCUCAGUUUGUACAGCUCAUUAUUCAGGAUGCUCAUCUCAGAACUCUUCAUGGUGGAACGCAGCUCACGCUUGGUCAGCUCAGACGAUCUUACUGGACUGUUGGUGGAAAAGCACCAGUAAAAUCAUUAAUUCUAAAGUGCGUUCCAUGCGCAAGACAGCGAGGAGUCAGAGCUCAACAACUCAUGGGUCUGCUCCCAGUAGUUCGUCUCACUCCUGGCCCUGCAUUUCUCAAUACAGGAAUUGAUUAUGACGGUCCAGUAUCACUCCGCUCAUGGAGAGGACGUGGCCACAAAUCUUGUAAAGGAUGGCUCGCAAUUUUCGUCUGUAUGGAUACGUCCGCGGUUCAUCUCGAAGUGGUUUCAGAUUAUACAUCUGACGACUUCAUGGCAGCGUAUCGUCGUUUUGUCGCUCAGCGCGGGCUCUGUGGGAAUUUGUUCUCACAUUGUGGAACAAAUUUCCUCGGAGAUGGCAAGGAAAUAAAAAACCUCUUCUCAAUGGCGUCCAAGGAAUCGGACCAGCUUGUUCAUCUCUUGCUCAACGACGUGGUAUCCUGCUCGUCACCCAGUUCAACCUUCCAGGCCCAGUCUUCACGAGAGCAGCUCUUCAGGAGACCACCCUCUGACGUAACCACUGGGGCACAGUCUGAGCGUACAACUCGACUCUUCUCGCAACCCCAGAUGGAGUGCGCAGCUUUUAAUCACUACCAACGAGUCCAAACUCUGCCUGAACCUUCUCUGGAUCAAUUGAACAUCGCUCGUUUAACUCGUUGGCCGCUUAUCCGGCAGAAAGUUCAGAGCGUCUGGAAUCGGUGGUCCACUAGCUAUCUCCAGCAUCUCCAGUCCAUAUCUAAGUGGCACCACCCAUCUCACGACAUCAAGAUCGGCUCUAUAGUCCUUCUCACCGAGGAGAGAUUUCCACCAACGAAAUGGCCUCUCGCUAGAGUUAUCGCUCUCCAUCCUGGUAAAGAUGGACUCACCAAGGUGGUAGCCAUCAACACGUCCAGCUCCACUCUUCAGCGGCCCAUCGCUAAGCGCGCCCUGCUACCAAUGUCGAUCAGCGACUUCUGA
This is a messenger RNA of Fopius arisanus, 1224 nucleotides long. RefSeq lists its product as uncharacterized. Lineage: Eukaryota; Metazoa; Arthropoda; Insecta; Hymenoptera; Braconidae. The record is from RefSeq and is a predicted model, not a curated record. Bases 1 to 1224 code for a protein of 407 amino acids. Gene Ontology annotation, molecular function: nucleic acid binding. The transcript has 3 exons.